ACAAACCCCGCCCCACUCCUGCUGAACCAAACUCCAAAAAACGGAAGGAAAUUAUCAAGUUUCUGGCUUUCUGGGUUAUAACGGUUUCACCCUUUUCGGGCUACAUGUUUAUUGGCCUUCAAUUGAUGAACAACACUCAAAUCACUGAAUUCAUCACCCAUUUUCUAAGAAUCCAUCAGCAUCAAGUCAAGAUAUUUCCAUGAUGGAUAGAGAGGAAUUUGCUAAUUGAAGCAGUAUCAGUCCCUUAUCCUGCAUCCUGGCACUGAAGAUGAUGCAGGUUACUGCGCCUUGAGGGUAGAAAAACUUUUCCGCUAGUUUUCACUGUUGCAAGUUCCUCCUUACUUUGUGAGUUACCAAUUGUACGCAUUGCUGUGGUUGAUCUAAAUGCAAAUUCUAGAACAAAAUCUAUUGAAAUGUGGAUAUUUUUGGAAGAUUUAGACUAAUAGUUAUUGCCUUGUUGUUUUCCUGUGGCUGCAUCUUGAUGGAUUGUUGAAAGUCACUACUGGUAGAGAUGGUUUCCAUUCUCCGCCACAGUAUUCCUGCUGUCACAAAUCUCUUUCUUUCUAUAGGAAAACCCACCAAACGCCUUCUCAGCCAUCGGUUAGUGGCUGAUGACCCAAAACAUACUGUUGCAAGCUCCGUCUGUGAUUCCCUCCGUAAAGGCUUGAACUGGGAUACUUUGAGCAGAAAAUAUGGAUCAGUUAAUUUGGAUGAUCUUAUUAUUGAAAGAGUACUUCUUGAAUUCAAAGAACCCAUUGAGGCAAAACGAGCUCUGAGUUUUUUUCAUUGGGCUGCGCAUAACAAUAAGCUUGGCCAUGGACUUAAGCAUUACUGCAUCAUCAUUCAAAUUUUAGCGCGUGCACGUCUAGUAAAUGAUGCUCGCAGUUUGUUAGAAUCCAUUUUGAUGAGGAAUGGUGAAAAUGAGGUUAACUGUUCUUUGAGAUUUCCUGUUGUAGAUAUGUUACUGAAUACUUACAAGGUAACCAAUUCGUGCUCAUUUGUGUUUGAUUUGAUGGUGCAAUCUUAUAGUAAGUUAAGGAUGUAUAGUGCUGCCUUUGAUGUUUGUUGUUACUUGGAUGAGCGUGGAUUCUCUUUAAGUCUCGUGACCUUCAACACUUUGCUUCAUGUCAUACAAAAAUCACCCGAUGACAGCAAUUUGAUAUGGGAGGUCUAUGGCCAUAUGAUUCAGAAGAGAAUAAACCCAAAUGAUGCAACAGUCAAAAUAAUGAUCAAUGCCCUGUGUAAGGCAGGUGAGCUGCAGAAAUAUAUGAACAUAAUUGGUAGAGUUCAUGGAAAAGGAUGCUCUCCCAUGGUGACUGUGAACACUUCUUUGGUAUUCAGGAUGUUAGGGGAGGGAAGAAUUGAGAAAGGACUUGUUUUGCUGAAAAGGAUGUUACAGAAUAAGCUGUUACUUGAUGAUGUGUCUUAUUCAUUGGUUGUUUAUGCUAGACUUAGAAGUGGAGAACUAAACUUGGCACGAGAAGUUUAUGAGCAAAUGCUGAGUAGUGGUUUUCUUCCCAACUCGUUUGUUUAUACUCUGUUUAUUGAAGGCUAUUGUGAGAAGGGGAUGGUUGAAGAGGCACUUAACUUGAUGGAUGAAAUGGUAAAUAUGGGUCUAAAGCCAUAUGAUGAUACUUAUAACUCUCUCAUUGUCGCUUGUGCUAGAAUAGGGGCCUCAGUGGACAGUUUUCGACUUUGUGAAGAAAUGACAGAAAAAGGUUUACUCCCAAGCACUUCAGCUUUUAAUGAGAUGGUAGGAAAGCUAUGUGAAUCAGGAAAUAUGAAGCAGUCCAAUGAUAUGUUAACUGUUUUGAUGGAGAAAGGGUAUUUGCCUGAUGAAACAACAUUUCUUCAUCUGAUUGAUGGCUAUGGAAGAGAGAAAAACAUUCAAGAGGCUCUAAAAUUAUAUUAUGAAAUGGAAUUUAGGUCAAUAUCCCCCGGAUUACCAAUUUUAACUUCACUGAUCAGGACUCUAUGCAAGUGUAGGAAACUGGAAGAAGCAGAUAAGUAUCUAGCCAUCAUGAAAAGGCGUUCGUUAAGCCUAACCGUGUGCAUCUAUAAACCACUCAUAUCUGCCCACCUUGAAAAUGGCAAUAAAGAAAGGGCCCAUCAUCUUUACAAUGAGAUGAUUCAGAGAGGCGUGAAGCUCAAUCAGCCAAUGCCCCCUGAUUUCUUUUCUGAAGAUCUUGAUUCUUGAAAACAGCUGCGUUGAGUAUCUUCUAUUGUGCCUUUAUGGAGGAUGCUAAUGGAGAAUCAUCAAUCAUCAACCCAUGACUAUCUUCCUCUUCCUCUUCCUCUUUUUGUUUCUGCAUAUUGGCAGCUGAAAUGCUGACAACCUCAUCAGAUGCUUUUAUUUCCCACUUGAAAAUAUCAAAAUUUGACAAACGAAAGAUUUGCGUGUUUCGCUUCAGAGACGAAAUGAGGAUAAUGGGAUAUGUUGUAUCCUUAUACUGAGCUACGAAGAUCAUAGUUACUGUUUAUGAUAAAUGAACUGCUCAUUCGGCCCAGAUAAUGAAGUCUGCUAAAGAUCAAGACUUCACUAGCAGUAAUGCAGGCUCCAGCUGAUAUGAAGAUUUGUUGCAGCCUGAUAUAAAGAUUUGUUGCUGCCAACCCAGAUCACACAUCAUAACAGUCAGCAAUUGUGGGCUUUCAGUCAAUCAGGAGUUACGACGACAGCGAAGAAUUAUACUGGUUAGUGGACCAAGUGGUUAGUUAACUGCUGCCUUUACUGAAUCCAGUUGCUUGCUAGUGGGCAAUGUAAAAACAACUACAUUUCUUCAGCCAUCAAAAUCGACAGCAGUCCAUUGUGCACCAUGUUGUACGUCGCUUGGAGGGGACCAAUUCGAGUAAUUUGACCAUGAUAACGAAGUCUGUGGAGAUCAAGACUUCACUAGCAGUAAUCCAGCUGAUAUGAAGAUUUGUUGCAGCCUGAAAUGAAGAUUUGUUGCAGCCUGAUAUAAAGAUUUGUUGCAGCCAACCCAGAUCACACAUCAUAACGGUCAGCAAUAGUGGGCUUUCAGCUGCUACGCCUUCUUGAGUUCCUGGCGACAUUUAGAGCUGAUGUGGCCUAAAGAUGGCUGCUAGCGGGGCCGGGUUCCGAGCACGAAAAAAGCAUAGUCCGGCACGGGCACAAAGUCAUGGGCUGUGGGCCGGGCCUAUGCCCUAAUUUUUUGGAAAAAAACACGACAAGGCACAACACAACUUGACCCGUCACGACAAAGCAUGUUAAAUUUAGUAAAAUUAGUCUUAGAUCCGAUAGGGCGGCCCGAAACCCUAUGGGCAUGGGCCAUGUUUUGAACUUUUCGGCCCAACCCGACUAGAUACAAUAUGGUCUUACAUGGGAUUGGUCCAGUUAGACCAUAGCCCGAAGCCCGACCUGUCCCACACCCAUCUUUAGAAUGUGGCCCUUCUGUUGGCGUUUCACUGUUUCAGUCAAUCAGGAGUUUAGGCGACAGCGAAGAAUUAUACUGGUUAGUGGACCAAGUGGUUAGUUAACUGCUGCCUUUACACUUUACAGAAUCCAGUUUCUUGCUACUUGCUAAGUUACGUCAAAAAACGACAUUUCUUCAGCCAUCAAAUCGACAGUAGUCCAUUGUGCACCAUGUUGUACCUCGCUAGGAGGGGAUCUUAAAAUAAUUGAGAUUGCCCAAACCCGUACUUUUCUAAUCAAAUUAUAGAUGAUCAGGUCUAAGCGAUCCAUUGUCUCCUUUCAAUUUUGGAAAUUUGGUCUCCGUGAAACAAACAAUACAAGUCAGUCGACCGUGAUUUAAUAAAUAUAAAAAUGACUUC
This is a messenger RNA of Spinacia oleracea (spinach), 3789 nucleotides long. Its product is annotated as pentatricopeptide repeat-containing protein At1g66345, mitochondrial. Bases 512 to 2197 code for a protein of 561 amino acids. Gene Ontology annotation, molecular function: protein binding; mRNA binding. NCBI's taxonomy places the organism in Eukaryota, Viridiplantae, Streptophyta, Magnoliopsida, Caryophyllales, Amaranthaceae. The transcript is spliced from 6 exons. The record is from RefSeq and is a predicted model, not a curated record.